CUAGCAAUGCUUUUUACUUAUAUAAGUGUAUAUCAGUCACAUCAAGGUUUUCAACUCUGUAUGUUCGUAUCUUUUACUCCCCCUAUAAUGUAGUAUGGAUAGUAGAGGAGUGCCGAGGCGCAUUUUUACCCCGCAAGCUGCACUUGCCAGACCAUCAUCCAGUAACAUGCCAAACGCCGAAGCGUGUACCCACCUAACAUGUCAGGCGUGCACACUGCGGCACGCCGAUGUGGCUGAUGACGCGCUGUCGAAUGGUUGAUGACACGUAGUGUCUGGUCUUGGAAUUCUACUCUGGGUCUGUGGCUGUUAGCUCUCGAUGACGAAGCUCGCGACUUAUAUAUGACACCGUGCGCGACUGUGCAGCAAAAGCAACGUCAACACAGCAAUUGCGAAUACGCCUAAAGCUGAAACCGAUCGCAUCAGCUUUGUUGCCCCCCAACACAACUCGCCGACCAAGCUACCUUUCUCGCUCAACGCGCAACCCAACACAAUGACUGUAACGCAAAUAAUCCGCUUCCAUGCUCACUCAGCUUCCGAAGCCGACGACCAAGCCAACGCAGCCGUCAAAGCCCUCAAAGGCGCCAAGGCUCCAGAAAACUAUGUCCUAGGAACCCAAAUCCAGGACAAGCGUAACUUACAGUUGAGCUCGGAAUGGCACGACCCCAAAGCCGAAUCCUCAAAGGAAGCAGAAGCGUACCGCGAAACCGUCAUCAAAAGUCUUGGAAAUCCCGAGAAGAUGUUCCAUGUCUCGUUCAAAGAUGGACAGUCGGCUUUUGACAACGGCGGCCCUCUAUCCUCACCUUUGGUCGAGUUUGUGCAGAUUUACUUCCCGACCGACAAGGUCACAAAGGAGUUCCGGGAUAAGAUUGAAAAGGAAUUCCAGAAGUUCGAUGAUAUCUGCACUCCGGCCGCCAAGGGUAAUGGCGCAGUAACAUAUGGCUGGGUGUUGGAAGAGCAGGAGCACAAGGAUGUGAAGAAGUCCAAAUGCUUCCUUGUGGCGAGAGGAUGGGAGGGUAUGCAGUAUUUUGAGGAUGUAAUCAAGACGGACGAAUACAAAGAGGCAGUGCAAAUCCUCAUGGGAUGGCAGGCGCCGUGGGAUAUGUGGCACGUCAAGAGGGAGUUUUGAAGGAAGAAACAUAUUGUGUGCUGUCGUCAGUUAUAAGCAACGUCAUGCGACGUGUCCUCGGCGGACACCACAUAUACACCGAUUAUAUCUAUUCCAUACUGUCCAUCACAAUGGUUGGUUCUAACGGCGCAGUCUUAUCCUGGCUAUGCGCCUUUUGGUAUAUUUUUGGUUGCUCCUGCUCAAUAGGUGACUUCUUGUGGGGACGUUAUCAAGUACAAAUACAUGUUAUACAGCUUGCGAUGCAAUGGUCACAUCUUGUGAUCAUAA
This is a messenger RNA of Alternaria alternata, 1393 nucleotides long. RefSeq lists its product as hypothetical. The transcript has a single exon. The record is from RefSeq and is a predicted model, not a curated record. The coding region runs from base 491 to 1126 and encodes 211 amino acids. Lineage: Eukaryota; Fungi; Ascomycota; Dothideomycetes; Pleosporales; Pleosporaceae.